Apodemus sylvaticus (European woodmouse) is the source of this 1961-nucleotide messenger RNA. It is a transcript of the gene Tsen54, whose product is annotated as tRNA splicing endonuclease subunit 54. The transcript has 11 exons. Gene Ontology annotation, cellular component: tRNA-intron endonuclease complex. Gene Ontology annotation, biological process: tRNA-type intron splice site recognition and cleavage. The record is from RefSeq and is a predicted model, not a curated record. Bases 18 to 1610 code for a protein of 530 amino acids. Lineage: Eukaryota; Metazoa; Chordata; Mammalia; Rodentia; Muridae.
CCGCAGACGGCGGCCCGAUGGAGCCGGAGCCCGAACCCGAGCCCGGGUCUGUGGAGGUUCCCGCGGGGCGCGUGCUCAGCGCCUCGGAGCUCCGCGCCGCGCGCUCGCGGUCCCAGAAGCUGCCGCAGCGGUCGCAUGGCCCCAAGGACUUCCUCCCCGACGGCUCGGAGGCCCAGGCGGAGAGGCUGCGCCUGUGUCGCCAGGAGCUGUGGCAGCUGCUGGCGGAGGAGCGCGUGGAGCGCCUGGGCAGCUUGGUGGCCGCCGAGUGGAGACCAGAAGAGGGCUUUGUGGAGUUGACGUCUCCUGCGGGAAAGUUCUGGCAGACCAUGGGCUACUCAGAGGAAGGACGGCAGCGGCUUCACCCCGAAGAGGCCUUGUACCUGCUGGAGUGUGGUUCGAUUCAGCUCUUCUACCAAGACCUCCCGCUGUCUAUCCAAGAGGCCUACCAGCUGCUUCUGACCGAGGACACCUUGAGUUUCCUGCAGUACCAGGUCUUCAGCCACCUGAAGAGACUGGGCUAUGUGGUUCGUCGGUUCCAGCUAAGCUCUGUCGUGUCACCUUAUGAGCGGCAGCUUAACCUGGAUGGCUAUGCCCAGUGCCUGGAGGAUGGGUCUGGCAAGAGGAAGAGGACUUCCAGCUGUCGGUCUGUUAAUAAGAAGACCAAGGCUCUGCCCUCCCUGCCGCCCGGCAGCCUGGUAGCAUCCAGCCCACCUGCCUGUGACCAGAGUAGCCAAUGCCCAGAGGAGAAGCCUCGGGACUCAAGCCCCGGGCAGGGCUCAGAGCUCCCCUUGCAGUUUCUGGGGUCCUCAGAGCCUUGCUCUGAUCUGGCCAGGGAAGAUGUGGGGUGUGGCCAGGAGAGUGACCAGAUGGAGAAUGGAACGGAGGGGACCCCCAAGCAGACCCCUAAGCUACGCUGGAACUUUGAGCAGAUCUCAUUCCCCAACAUGGCCUCAGAUAGUCGCCACACCCUCCUGCCUGCUCCAGACCCAGAGCUGCUCCCGGCCAAUGUCAUCGGGCGAGGGACAGAUGCUGAGUCCUGGUGCCAAAAGCUCAACCAGCGGAGGGAGAAGCUUUCCCGGAGAGACCGGGAACAGCAAGCAGAGGCCCGGCACUUCCGGGACGGCGUUAACUCAGAUCCCGAGGUGCAGGGCUGCUCCAGCUGGCGGGAGUACAAAGAGCUGCUGCAAAGGCGACAGAUGCAGAAGAGCCUGCCCCGGCCUCCACACCUAUGGGGCCAGCCUGUUACCCCCUUGCUCAACCCUGAUAAAGCCGAUUCUCCAGCCGCGGUCCUGCAACAUAUCUCUGUACUGCAGACAACACACCUUGCUGACGGAGGUUACCGGCUGCUGGAGAAGUCUGGAGGCUUGGAGAUCAGCUUCGAUGUUUACCAGGCUGACGCCGUGGCUACAUUCCGAAAAAACAACCCUGGCAGGCCCUAUGUGCGAAUGUGCAUUAGUGGGUUUGAUGAACCCGUCCCAGACCUCUGCAGCCUCAAGCGGUUGACCUACCAGAGUGGGGACGUUCCCCUGAUCUUUGCUCUAGUGGAUCAUGGUGACAUCUCCUUCUACAGCUUCAGAGACUUCACACUGCCCAGGGAUCUGGGGCACUGAAUACAGCUCUGGGGGUGGCUUUCCCUGGGGGACCUGGACUGUUCUCAGGGACCGUGCCAACCGUCUCUCGUACAGGACUCACCUGGAACUGUCCAGGCCAUUGGGGUCUAUGAUCCUAGGUGUCUUCUGUUUGUAGGGAAGUGCACGCCCUCCUGCCUGGCUAUUGUGCUUUCAAGCCCCCUGCCUGGAAGUGCUGCCUGGCAGUGAUGCCCCCUUGGAACUCAGGACUUGUUUUCAGAGGCCCAGAAGUUGAUUAGAAGAGAGGACUCUGUGCCUUUAUUCAAGGGGGUGCCUGCUUCGUGCCAUAAGCCAAAGCCAUUAAAAAAAUAUUUUCUGCUGUGAUUGAAUAUA